Messenger RNA from Paramecium sonneborni, 8546 nucleotides. Lineage: Eukaryota; Ciliophora; Oligohymenophorea; Peniculida; Parameciidae. The record is from the annotation of a GenBank genome assembly.
AUGAAUGAAGCUUAUCAAUAUCAAAGGAAAUUUAUUUAAUUAACAGAGUAUGAAUAUACAAAUAAUAAUUGUUUGACUUAUGGAUUAUGGUCAAAAUAUAAUCCACUCAGUACAAUAAAUUAGGUAGGAAUGUAUGGUUUAUUCGAUAGUCAUUGUUUUCAUUUACAUAAUGCAAUUGAUUAAUAUUCAUAAAGUUUAAAUCUUAUAUAUUAUGAUUGCUUAGAUUUUGUUUCAAAGAAAAUAAUAAAAAACAUCUUAUUUAUCAAUAAUUUGAAUGAAUAAAAUAAAUUUGUAAUAGAUAUUGAUACAUUUGAUUAUGAAAAUACUUGGUAUUACUUACAAUUAAUAGCAUGGCCGUAAUAGAGUAUGUUUAAAUUAAUUGUAAUAAAAAGAUAGGAACUGUAAUUUUCAACAAUAAAGAAGAUGAAAUAUCCAUUUAAUGAUGAAAACUUAAUAUUAUCAUUUGGGGGUAGUUUUAUAGUACGUAAUUCAAAGAUAUAAGAUAUAAAAAGAGGUGAAAUAUUCUCAUAUUUUCCAGGUACUAUUAUUUUAUAAGAUUUUUCAAUCUAAAGUUUACCAUUUGAUUUUGAUUACUUGAAUAUUGCAAAUCAAGAAUAUAAAUAAUUUGAGUAAUGUGUUUGUUAGUCAAAUGAGAAAUUGUUGAUUGGAGAUAAGGAUUUCAAAGUAUAAGAUUAGGAUUUAUAUAUUUCAGAUAAUAAAAAUUGUGAUUCAUUUAUAUUAGUAGGAUGGAUUAAAAUAAAAGAGAUUAUAAAUCCAUCUGAAAUACUUGUUAUUUAUCAGUUAAUAAAAAUUUUAGCACAUUUAUAGAAUCCAAUAUUUUAGAAUCAAAAUUUAUCCCCCUUUUAAUUAUUUUAUCAUAUAACCCCUUUAUUAAAUGAGAUAGAGAUCACUACAUAUAGUUAUUCUUUUCCGGAUGUUGCUAUUGAUUUUUCAGAUAAUCCUUUCUUAAUAAAAAAGAAGUUUUUAAUGAAAAAUAAGAUUAUUCUCUGGCAUCAUUUAAAAGUUGAAUUAUUAAAUAAUAAGUUGAAUGUUGUAAUUAAAUUUUAUGAAGGUUAAGAAAUAUUUUAUUAUGAUGUCUAAUUUGAAGUUCAUCAAUUUCAUAAUAGCUUAUUUAAAAUAUAAUUUGGUAAUUGCUUAUAAACUUAAAUUAAUUAUUUAAACAUCUAAAUGAAAAAUAUAGAGUUUUUCAAUUGUUAUGAAGAAUUCAGAACAUAAAAUUGUCAUUACAGUUGUUUUGAAUGUAAUGGUCCAACCAAUUAAGAUUGUUUAUCUUGUUCAUUUGAAUCUAGUAGAAUCUAUAUUCCAGAAUAUUAAGUCUGUGUUUGUCCAUAUAAUACAAUUGAUAAUCAAAAUCAAUGUUAGACAUACAAAGAUUCAAAUCUUCGAGUUAUUGAAAAUGAAAAGCUAGAUAUUAAUUAUAAUUGCAAAUAUGGAUAUUUUGAGAUUGAUGGAGAUUGUAUAAAAUGGUAUAAAAUAAUUAUUAAUUAGUCCUUCUAUCAUUAGGAAAGAUUUUAUUAGUUGCAUGGAAUGUAUUAACAAUCCUAAGUCAUGGUUUGAAGAUCCAAUUUGUAAAAAAGUAUUAGUGAUAAAACAAAAUAUUACUUAUUAUGAUGCAUUAUUAUUAUUUGGUGAUAUCCAAUAUUACUUUGAUGGAAUAUUACUAAAUCCUAUUCAUUUAACUUAAUUAUUUAUUUAUGAAACUAACAUUUCAAAUUAUUCAGGUAUAUUCAAGGAAUUUUAUUUAGCUCAAAACUAUUUUAGAAAAUUUUGUUAGUAAAUGUAUUUUGUUGAAAAUGAUUAAUUCAUUUGUUAUGAAUGCUUAAUUUAAUAUUGUUAAAUUUGUUAAGUAACUCUGACUUCGUUAAUAUGUAUUAAAUGUUAUGGUGAUUACAAAUUAAUAGAUGGUAAAUGUAUACUAUCAGCUGAAAUUAAAGCAAAUUAAUAACUCAUUUGCUUACCACCAUAUUAUUAUUCAUUUGAAAACUAGUGUAAAAUUUGUAAAAUACAAAAUUGUAUAUACUGUUUUGAAUACUCUACUAAUAAUUAAAAUUUUUGUUCUUUAAUUAAGGUAGCGUAUUACAAUUUAAAAUUAAUUACAAAUAUAAAAGUUGGUUGUGCACUUUGUGAAGAAAACUUCAUUUAUGAUUUUACUCUAUAAUUAUGUUUAAGAUAAAUCCCAGAGAUUUAAAAUUGUCAAAGAUCAUAUAUAGAUUUAUAAAAUAAGGAAAAAUGUGUUUCAUCAAUAAAUGAUAACUUUUCUAUUGCACCAGAAAUAUCUAAUUGUUAAAAUUACAUUGAAAACUGUUAAUUAUGUUCUAUAAAUAUAGAACAAUAAAUCAAAUGUAUACUUUGUAAAGUUAAUUACAUUAUUGAAAAUGAUAAAUGUUAUGAGAACGAAGAAUUUGAUAUAUAGAAGAGCUUAAUCUAUAAUUAAAAACACAAGAUUUAAAGUUUUAUUCUUUAAUUUGUUCCAUAAAUGGAAUAAUAUGUUUAUAAAAAAUUUUUAAAUCAAUAAAAAGCUGCAGAUUGUGAUCCUGAUUGCAUUUUAUGUGACUAGAGUAAUUCUUAUUGUAUUUAAUGCCCAUUAAAUUAUUAUAAAAAAUAUAUUCUAACAGAAUCAAGCAAAAAAUGUACUUAUUGUCAUCCAUUUUGUGAAGUGUGCAUUCCACGUGCAAAGAAAGAUAUUCAAGUAAAAAUAUAAUAUAAUUAAUAGAAUUAUUAUCCACAUUUUAUUGUUAAUGAUGAAAAUUAAAUCUAUACCAAAUAAUGUAUUAAAUCAUAUGAUGAUCCUUCUUUUUCUUAUGAUCCUUAUACAUAAAAUGUUAGGUAAUGUUUUAGUAAGAAUUGCAAAGAUGAAUUUUUCUUUGAUAUUUCGUAAGAAUCAUGUGAUUUUACAAAAUUCAAUAGAUUUUAUGAGUCAACUAUCAAUAAUAAAUAUUGCAAUCAAAUUGGAAUUCAAUUUUUGACAAUUAAUUUCAUCUUUAAAAUCUCAUAAUAAUAAUGUAGUCUAAUACUUCCAUUUGAUAUUUAAACCGAAUUAAAAUAAAAAGUGUUUACUUUAAAAAGAGUCAACCUAAAAUUUUCAUCAAUAUAAUAUUUAGAAAUCAAAUCAUUUACUUCCAAACCUUUUAAUAAUUUUGAUUGUAUUGAGAUUAAUAAUUUAGGAUUUAUAAUCAACUCAGACUAACAUUUUAUUUUUCAUAAUAGCAAUACUAAAAUCGAUUUAAUUCUCACAAAUUUUACAAUAACUUAGAGUACACUAAAAAAUAUUGAUUCAUUAUUUAAAACAGAAAUAUUUGGAAAUAUAACUUUAAAUAAUUUUACAAUAAUAAAUACUACCUUUAUUAAUUCCUCAAUUUUUAAUACUUAAUCAAUCUAAAUGUGGGGAUAGAUUUUUAUAACAAAUUUAUAUAUUAAAAAUUGUACAUUCAUAGAAUCUACAUUAUUUAAAUUAUCCUAAAUUGAAUCCUAAAUAUUUUAUAAAUAUCUCAUUCUAUAUUAAUCUAUUUUAACAAGAUCAUCAAUCUUUAAUUUUUAUAGCACUUAUCAAAAAUAAAAAGUUUUACAUGGAUUGAAUACCAUUAUACGAAAUAACAAAUUCUACAGCUCUUAUUUAGUAAAUAGCACAUAUUUAAUUUAAGUAAUUUUAAAUGAUUUUUAAUUUUAUUUAAACCUUAUGAACACCUCUAUUAUUAUAUCUGUUAAUUUUAAUAUUACAAUAAGUUUUAUUAAGAUUCAUUAAAAUUUAUUUGCUUUUUCAUAAUUCUUAUCCAUUAAUUACAUUUUAUUAAAGAAUGAAAUACUAUUAAAUGUGACUAAUUUUGAAGCUAAUCAUAAUCAAUUUUAGGUUUCUAAUUUAAUUGAGAUAUUUACAACUUUGUCAAAUAAUUUUCUUCUAAUUGAAUUUUCCAAUUUUUCUAUUAUAAACAAUAGCAAAUAUACUAAUCAAAAUGAAAAAAGUCAAUUGUUUCGUAUAAAUAGUUAAGAAAUUCACAUAUCAAACUGUUUAAUUAGCGAUAACGAUGAUCUAAUAAUAUUUUAAUUGCCUGAGAAUAAAUUAAUAUUAAUUUAAAAUAUCAUAUAUUAGAAUUCAAUUCAGAAUUUAAAAAUUCCUUUCUCAUAAACUUGUUUACACACAAAAAAAUAAAAUAAAUUACUUUAAAUUUAUGGAUUCAAUACUAUUUCAAUAUAGAAUUUAUAAAUUUUGAAAAUUGUAAGUGUUGAUGAAUCUAUAAUAACAAUAAAUCCAAGUUUCUAAAAUUUAUCAAAUACUAUGAGUUGGAUUGAGAUGGUUAAUCUUACAUUCUGUGAAAACAUUCUCAUAUAAUCAAUUUUAAUUAAUCAAAUCUCCUUAUUAUUAAUAGAAUCAGAAAAAAGAGUUGACAUUCUACUUGAAAAUAUUAAAUACAAUGAAAACUUUUUACAUUCUUAUUCUAGCAGUGUAUUAAAAACGACAAUUAGUUUAUUAUAGAUUUAGUCUUCAUUAAGUCAAUUAAAAAUAGACAAUUUUCUCUGUAAUAAUAAUGCACUUACUAAUUCUUCAAAUUCCUUUAUUAUAAUAAUAUCAGCUAAUGUAAUAAUAUCCAAAUUUUCAAUUAAUAAUCACAAUUUUUUAUCAUAAUAAUUGUGGGUUAAAUAUUAUGAACUUUAAAUCAAACAAAAUCUAGAUUAAGACAAUCUAAAUGAAAUUAUUUUUUAAAUUGUAAAGAAUAUCGGAGGGGUAGCAUAAUUUUUAGUUUAAUAAUUAUCUUGUCUUAAUUGCACAUUUUCUAAAAUUCUUGCUAUGUAAAGCUAAAUUUUUGAGAUUACAACGACAGAAGAAGGUUUAAUAAACUUAUAAAAUAUUACCAUAAAUCAAGUAGAAAAUAAUCUAUUAUCAACUGAAAAAGGUUCAGGAUGCUUUAACAUUUAUUCUUCAAACAGUAAAUUUCAUCUAAGGUUAGUAAAUGCUUUUUUAUCAAAUAUUUUUAAUAGAAUGGCUUCUCCUAUUUUCAAUAUAAUUCCUUCAAAAUCAUCAAAUAUCAUUUUAGUAUAAGAAACUAAAAUAUUAAAUUGUGUUUUAUUGGUCAAUUAAAUAUUUAACGUUUAAUUUUCAUCAUCCAUAGCUUAUUAAAAUAUAGUAAUUAUAAUAAAUAUGAAAAUUACAUAAAAUGAUUAAGUGUGGAUGAAUUAUUUUUCUAAAAUUCGAGAUUUAUUCAUUUUAGAAAUAAAAGAUAUUAAAAAUAGUUAAAAUUCUUUAAUUUAAUUUCAAAAUUGCAUUAUAUAGAUUUAAGAAUUUAUAAUAGAAGGACUCCUCAUUAAUUCUAUCUUCUAAUUUGUCAAUAUACCAAAGAUGGUACUAUAAAAUAUUAAAAUAAAUAAAAUAUAACCCUUAUAUUCAUUUAAAUUAAUUUAAGUAAUCUAACUUUAAUAAGCAUAAUCAAUGUCGGUUAUUGAAAAUCUAAGUAUUACAAGUAUUUAGCUUUAUAAAAAUAAUUUUAUAUUUGAAUCAAAAUUCUCAUUAAUUAAUUAUUACAUACAAAUGUGUAGCAUCGUUUAACAAUAAUUUGAAAAAUAUUAACGAGAUAAUUUUUAAUCUAUUUUAAGUUUUUUUUAAUAAAAUGAUGAUUAAUAAAGCUCAUUCAUUUAUAUAUAAAGUAUUUCGAAAUUGAAUGGUUUCUAUUUUAGAGAUGUUACAAUUGAAUAUAAUGAUUGCUAAUAAUGUUAAAAUGGAUUAAUCUUUUUUGAAUUAUCGGAUUUUAAAUUUAUUUAGCUUAAAAAUUUCAAUUGUAAUUAUAAUUAAAUAAAAACCUUUGGAUGCCUACAUUUUUUAUCUAUUACAUAACUUUAAUAAAAAAUCUAAAUAGAAAAUUCUAAUUUCCUAUUUAAUAAUGGAACUCAAGGUAUUGGUAUAUAUGCUUAAAAAGUGAGUCUAAAAAUUAAAUUAUGCAAUUUUAUAAACAAUAAUGCCUAAGACUUUGGAGGAGGUUUAUAUAUGGAUGUUGAAUUUUCUAACUUUAUUAUUAAUAGAUCAAUCAUCAUAGGAAAUAAAGCUAGAAUAGGAGGUGGUAUAUAUUUAGAGAGAUACAAUAAUUUAAAUAAUAAUAAUUUUAUAUCAUCAUUAUUGUUUUUCAAUACUGCUUAGGAAUAUGGGAAUAAUAUCAAAGAGAUUCCCACUCAUUUAGCUUUUUACAUCAAUUAUAUAGAGAAUCCUUCAAAAUCUAUUAUUCUAAAUAAAUAGUAAAUAAAUAUAUUGUAUAUAAAAACUUACAGAAUGAUUGAAUAAGGUAAUUAAAUCUUUAUGAAAGAAUUAUUAAUUCCAAGUAAAUAAAUUAUUAAAUCUUUUUAAAUUUUUGACAUACAUGAAUCAAAAUAUAAACCGUUUAUAAAGGAUAUUUUUUUAUGUUUUAAAAACAGUAGAAAUGAAGUAAUGAAUUUUAUCAAUUCUUCUUGCACAGUUAAAGAUAAAAUAAUAAGUAAAGACCAUUAAGAAAUAACAGAUAGAGAGUUUACAAAAAUUUUACUAUUUGAUAUUUCAAAAAAUUCUUUCGAUUUUGGAUCACUAUCGUUUAGUUUAGAUCCAUAUAUAUAAGAGUGGAAUUAUUUAUAGAUUGAUAUAAGUUGUUAACUAAAUGAAUCAAAGAAUAGUUUAAAAUAUAGAAUAUAUACAAAGAGUCUAAAAUGUUAACUUGGUGAGUUUUAUGUAGAUAAUGGAUGUCAAAUCUGUUAACACAAUUAAGGAUAUUAUUCUGUUACAUAUAAUGCUACAAAAUGUUCUAUAUUCGAUAAAAACAAGUAUUCUGAUAUUACUUCAAAUAUGAUUAAAUUACUUCCUGGAUUUUGGAGACCAAAUAAUUUUUCUGAUUAUGUAGAAUCUUGUUUUAAAAAUUUAUUAUUUUGUAUUGGAGGAUGGUAGGCUGGAGAUAAUACAUGCAUAUAAGGACAUAUUGGUGCUUUAUGUGAAGAAUGUGAUAUGUAUGAUAUAAGAGGAUAAGGUAAUUUUUAUAAAAAUUAAUGGGAUUUAAAUUGUAGAUAAUGUUAAUUUGAUUGGAGCAACAUAUUUACUUUUAUAUUAAUAAGUUUUUGGUAUUUUAUAUAUAUUAAUUAUAAGGACAUUUAUAUCUAUAUCUAUAUCAUUAAGAGGUGUUUCUAAAUCUAAUUAGAUGUAUUCAAUACUCAUAAUAACUUAAAGAUUUAGCAAAAUAUUAUUUAAAUUAAAUUAAGGUAAAUAAAAUUAAUAAAAUUUAGAUCAAGAAAGUAUUUAAUUAAAAAUGUUGAUAAAUUAUUUGUGGGUUUAUUCAGUCAUUUUUACAUUUAACAUAACAUUUUCAUUUUCUUUUCUUUUUAUUGAAUAAACUAGUGAUACUUCAUAUUUUAUAGCCAAAGAUUUAGACUGCUAUAUAUUUUCUAUUGAAAAUAUACAUUUAAUUUACUUAAAAAUAUUCACAAUGUUAAUCUUGAUGAUUAUACUAUUUAAUCUAACUAUUACAGGAUCAUAUUUACACACUCUAAUAACCAAACAAAAGCAAGAUAAUAGUUUCUUUUCAAAUACUGCACUCUAUUUAUAUCUAUUUAAUUAUGCAGGAUUAAUUAAAAUGUAUAUAAUAUUUAAAAUUAAAAGGUUCUCAUCAAUUCUAUCAAAACGAGAAAUAUCAAAUCACAAUUACAUAUAGGGAGAUGUCUCCUUAAAAUAUGGAUCUCGAGUUCAUUUAAAUUGGAUGUAUUAUUUUAUUAUUCCAGGAAUAUUUAUUAUUGGUGUAUUCAUUCCUAUUUUAAUUGUUAUUCUAUUGCUUUUAAACAAAAAUAAGUUAGAUAAAAUUAGGUUAAGAAAACAUAUUUGUUAUCUAUUGAAUGAAUACAAAUAAGAAAGAUAUUAUUGGGAACUAAUCAAACUAUUUAAUAAAUCUAUUAUAAUCUUUAUAAUGACAAAUUUUGAAACUGAAAUUAUCUUAAAAGCAUCCUUAUUAGGAUUGACCUUGUUAAUAUAUUAACUAUUGGCAAUUCUCCAUUAGCCAUUCAUUUUAUAAAAAUAUAAUGAUUUAGACAUAUAAACAUCCCAGAUUUGCUCAAUCUCUAUAUUUUUAGCAUUCACCAAAAGUAUUUGCGAAUAAAAAAAUUAUAUAUUCCCUUCUAUUCUGAUUCAAAUAUUGAUUUUAGGAUGCUUACUAAAACUUUGUUAUCCUUUUAUUUUUGGAAUUACGAGAAGUUAUUUUAAAAAGCUUUCAUCCAUUUUUUUGAAUAAAUUGCAUCUCUUUUUUAAUUUGAACGUACCAAAUUUUUAUUUUACUCUAAUCUUAGAAAAGUUCUUGAAAAAACAAGAACUAAAAUAGCAAAAAAUGAAGAAUAACAUUGCCAAAUUGAAGAGCCAUUUAAUAUUUUUGUCAAAAAUUCAAUUAAGAAAUUCAAGGCAAAUAUUGACAAAUAUUUCUUGUUAAAAAUAAUAUUCCCAUAAUAGUUCAAGAAUUCUUAGUACUAAAUCAAGUAGAAUAGGAAUAGAAAAACUAAUUUUUAAUAAUGUUGAAGAAUAUUAAUCUAAUAAAAAAUGA